Rhopilema esculentum is the source of this 3408-nucleotide messenger RNA. Its product is annotated as regulator of G protein signaling 9. Gene Ontology annotation, cellular component: cytoplasm; plasma membrane; neuron projection. The record is from RefSeq and is a predicted model, not a curated record. Gene Ontology annotation, molecular function: GTPase activator activity. Gene Ontology annotation, biological process: G protein-coupled receptor signaling pathway; positive regulation of GTPase activity; intracellular signal transduction. Lineage: Eukaryota; Metazoa; Cnidaria; Scyphozoa; Rhizostomeae; Rhizostomatidae.
UCGAUAAUUUGUGGUUGCCUUUCGAAAAUAUUUAUUACCACACCUAUUAAAUUAACUGUAUGUGAAAUUAUUGAAUUACACCAGCUCUCACAAAAGCUUUACAGGAGAUUCCGACGAGAAAAAGUCUAGGUUUAAACAAGUUUUCGAGAUCAAAAUCUCAAAGGAGAAAUUGAAGAACAAAACAAACUAGAUAGCUUCUAGAUACUGAAUUCGAUAACAUUUUAGAGAGAUUUCAUAGAUUAGGAUCAUUGUACCUGUUAUGUUCUCAUUUCAAUAACAUUCUAAUGUUAUUUUAUAAGGUUUAUGUGCCCACUGGUAGUUGCUGCAAUUUUACUUUUUCACAACAAAAUCUUGUUUCAGCUUCAUCACUGCACAAAAUUUGGAGUUAUCACUGCAUAAUUACGAUUUAUCACUGCACGCUAAAUAAACCCUGAUUAAACGUGUGGAAUUUUGCGCGCAACAAGCUAGGCCUAUUUCGAGAUUAGUCAUAGUCACGUGGAUUCCAUUUUCAGAUAAGUAGAUCUGAGUGGGUAUUUCCUUCAGUUUCAUUUUCUAACAUAAUUUUACUUUGCAUUUCCUUUUACCUCCAGGGGCAUAUUUGCGAAAAGACGAUAAGUUGAUCCGCUUCCUCCAACUGCCUUUUUUAGUUCGACAAACAUUUUACUGAGAAGCUUAUCAGGGUAAAUAGAACGAAGAGACAAUUAGUUAGGGCUUUACUUGGAGAUAAUUUAGGCCAGAUUUAAUGGUUUAAGCGGAUGUGGCAAAUUUACUGGGUCAGACCAUGGAAGCAUAUUUGCAACAUAUGGUUUGACAAACUGCGAGGCUACAAGAAAUGGCUCGAUUUUAAAGGUUUUUAUUCUUCAUCUCUGUUGUUUUGAUAUCUGAAUUUGUGAUAAUAAAGAAGUAUGAACGAAGAUACAAUCGCCUAGUCUCUUUAUUUUCUUCAAGUGGAAUUCUGGAUUUGGACUGUCCAAAAAUAGCCCCCAGAGAGACUAAAGGCAUAAAAAAGCUGGAAAAGGAGCGGAUCAUAUCACAACAAACAAUUGUCACAAUUUCCACAACGGAUUGGGUCCCCCGUCAAAAUAUUUUGCAACAACGGCGGAAUGGUUUGUAUGCGAGCUCAAUGGAGCAUCGCUUCGCGUUUGUAAAUAUGUGAUGCUGACCAGAAAUAAAUUUUGAAGUGCUAACAGUUCGGACAACAGAGUCUUGAUAAAGUUAUGUCAAAUUCGCGAGAGAGCUUAUUCAAAAUGCUCACGGCAUUCAGCUUCGACGAAAUCGAUCAGGAUUUUGUUGACGUGAAGUUGUUUGAAAAGAUUGACAAGAUCGUGAAAAGGCUUUCUGGCCAUGGUGGAGUUAGAAUGAAAUCAGACCGAAAAAAUCAUGGUGCAUCUAAUUGUGAAACUUUCACAGGUGCUGACUUAGUUGUGGCUAUCAAGAGUUUGUUCAAUAUAUCAGAUAAUGCUGAAGCCAUUAACCUUGCACAUCUGCUGCUGCAUUAUGGGUACAUUUAUCCAGCAGAUGGACAGAACAGUGCGCUGAUAAUGAAGGAUGAUGGGACUACUUACAAGUUUCAGAAUUCUAAGUUUUGGCCAUCCCACAAACCAAAUGGAAGUGAAGAAGAAUAUGCUGUUUACCUACAAAAGAAAAAAUUAUUGUCAAAAGGCAAAGAUGGCUUAUGUUCCCACGAGAAGGCCUAUUUUAACAAACUCUUUGAGCUAUUUGGGACAAGGUGGAAAAUCGUUUUACAAAAAGCCGAAGAGCAAAGUAGGGUUCUACAAGCUGUCAAAAAGUCAGAACGGUGCAUGAUGGAGAAGGAAGAGAAUUCGUUUUGGAGAGUACAUAGGCCACCAGAGGACAGCCUCGACAUGUUUGAUGUUGGGCAGAAACGAUUUUUUAACAGAUAUUCAAGAAAGGAUCUACGUACACUAUCACUGCUGCAGAACCAGGUACAUUCUUUGAAAGAAAGAGCAGCUCUGACAAAAAUCCCUUCAUCAGUGGCAAUCAACAAUCUCAUAACACAUUGUGAUCAGUUUGCUAAGAUUGAUGUUCUCUUGAACUCAUCCAGUGAAGUUGCAGGGAGUAGUUUCUGGUUGAAAGAUUUUGUACCUAGGACACUUUCGCUGAAUUUGCAAAGACUGGAAAGAUGGUCGAUAUCUUUGAAUCAAUUGCUUUCAGACGAGAAGGGCGUCGAACAGUUUGCAAUGUUCCUCAAGAAAGAGUUUAGCGAAGAAAAUCUAAAAUUUUGGCUUGAUUGUGAAAACUUGAAGUAUGCGGCAAAAUCUACAGUGCCAAGCACGGUCAUUAGAAUAUACAGGGAUUUCAUGGCACCAGGAGCGAAAUUUGAAAUCAAUGUCGAUAACAAAGCAAUGUCACUUAUUCGUGAAGGAAUUAAGAAUCCUUCAGUGUAUGCAUUUGAUUUGGCACAGAAACAAAUAUUCAAUCUUAUGAGCACUGAUAGUUAUCCACGUUAUCUGAAAUCAAAAGAUUACAUUGACUUGGUAGAGAGAGCAAAGUCGGACAAUACUGCCAAAGCAAGGAAGUCAAACAGGUUCCUGAAUGCUGCACGCGGAUUUGUUAAUCGACCGUCUCUGACAGAUUUGUUUUCGAGUCAACAAAAGGAACAUCGAAAGUUAGGCCGUAGCAGCAGCGAUUUUCAGUCAAAGCAAACUAGGGAAGAGCGUAAUGGCAGCUUCACAAGCACUACGUUUUAUUUGCAGCCAAAAUUGAGCGUUGAGAAGUCUUGUUCUGAGAGCGAUCUCACAAAAAUAGACGACCUUUCACAUCCGGGAUCUCCUUUACCACAAAAAUCAGCCAAUCGAAUGAAGCUAAAAGGAUUGCCUAUACUGAAGCUUUCAAGAUCGAUAACUCCAACUGGUUCUCCAGGGGGCAGUCCGUCCCAGUCUGGUCCCCCGAGUCGCAGUGAAUCCCCACUUCCUUCACCAUGCACGACAAGGAGAAAGUUUGAUUUUCGUCGGGGCUCGGAUAAAAAGCCACCAGCACUCGCUAUUGGUGAAUUAAAUGAAAAGCUGUCAUUGGUGAAGAAAAACCAGGACGAAUCACAUGACGAUUUAAGCGAAUGGCAUUGGCAGAAAAUAUCACAUGACUUUUACUAGGUAGGCUAAUUCAAUUUUGCUCAAUGAAAUAGAAAAGGCGUUGCUGACUCAAUAUUAUGCUUUAACAGAAAGACAUGAAAGGAAGUCAGUUGAUAAUAAAAACAGUUAGAAUUGUACAAGCCAGUUGAAUGAAGUAAUCGUAGGAGGUCGUCUUCUUGUGUUGAGAAGUCGUGAAAUUUUGUUAAUAAAAUUUUAACUGAGUGUUAUUAUUCAGAAGGAAUAAAACAUGUAUAGAUGUAGGGCGAUGUGUAAUAAUUCUCGAUCACUGGCCUAGUUGUUGGACUGUUGUCAUGGA